AUGUUGGCGCAGAGGGUGAUUCACCAAUCGCUGCGGCGAGUGACCGCCUCGCAACAAGCCUUCAAGUUCGCCUCGCCCGCCGCAAUCGCCACCGGUCUCGCCUUCAGGACGCAGCGGAGAACAGCAACAGCAACCACCAUCUCCGAAAGCAGCGAGCACACCAAAAUCCUCGCGCAACAACGCCUCAACCGCCCCGUCUCCCCCCACCUCGGCAUCUACCAAUGGCAAGUAACGUGGAUCCCGUCUAUCAUGAACCGCAUCACCGGCUGCACCCUCAGCGGCGCCUUCUACCUCUUCGGCACCGCGUACCUCAUCGCCCCCUACGCCGGCUGGCACCUCGAGAGCGCGUCUAUGGCGGCCGCCUUUGCCGCUUGGCCCUUUGCCCUGCAGUUCGCCACGAAGCUGUUUUUUGCGCUGCCGUUUACGUUUCAUUCGCUGAAUGGGUUGAGGCAUUUGGCGUGGGAUACGGCGAGCAUGAUGACGAAUCCCAAGGUGAAUUCCACGGGAUGGGUUGUCAUUGGGGCUAGUGUGGUCAGUGCGAUUGGGCUGGCGUUGCUGUGA
Messenger RNA from Neohortaea acidophila, 561 nucleotides. RefSeq names its product mitochondrial succinate dehydrogenase subunit C. The coding region runs from base 1 to 561 and encodes 186 amino acids. Gene Ontology annotation, biological process: mitochondrial electron transport, succinate to ubiquinone; tricarboxylic acid cycle. The record is from RefSeq and is a predicted model, not a curated record. Gene Ontology annotation, molecular function: electron transfer activity; succinate dehydrogenase activity. The transcript has 3 exons. NCBI's taxonomy places the organism in Eukaryota, Fungi, Ascomycota, Dothideomycetes, Mycosphaerellales, Teratosphaeriaceae. Gene Ontology annotation, cellular component: membrane.